Messenger RNA from Homalodisca vitripennis (glassy-winged sharpshooter), 1208 nucleotides. RefSeq names its product anti-sigma-I factor RsgI2-like. Bases 258 to 1130 code for a protein of 290 amino acids. The record is from RefSeq and is a predicted model, not a curated record. The transcript is spliced from 3 exons. Lineage: Eukaryota; Metazoa; Arthropoda; Insecta; Hemiptera; Cicadellidae.
GUGGCUGGUGUGAUAUUAUAGUGUGAGCACUUGUAUUACGAGUACAAUCAUGAUAUAACGUUGAAACUAACGUGUGUAUAUAAAAUAUUAUUAUUACCCAGAAGUGGAAUUUAUGAGACGAAAGUGAUCGUUAAUAUGAUACAAGUAUAAUCGAAUGUCCCGCUGUACAACAAUCGAAGGUACAAUCUUAUUUUUGACUUGAUACAUCUUUGCUGAAUCAACGAUCAAUCCACUUCUACUACCAUCUUUAAGUAAAGAUGGGGGUCCAAAUGUGGGUGUUAAAUGUGCUAACGCUAUUAGCAUUAUUGGCAAGUUCUAACCAGGCAGAAAACGAUUUAGAAGAAAGUCUACAUCAGUUACAACUAACCGAUAACGGUGGUGACAUUAGUUCCAGUUUCAAUGAAGAAAAAGAUGAAGAAAGUGUAUUAAAAAAUACGAACACAACAAAUUGGGAAGCUUACCAAUUAGGCACAAGGUCUAUGCGGGGACAACUAUCUAAAUUAAGGCGUAUACGUAGGCCUAGAUAUAAACCAAAACAUAACCGUUACCCUAUACCAAAACCUAAACCAAAGCCUAUACCAAAACCUAAACCAAAGCCUACACCAAAACCUAAACCAAAGUCUACAACAAAUCCUAAACAAAAGCCUUCACCAAACCUUACAACAAAACCUACAUCAAAUCCCAAACCAAAGUCUACAACAAAACCUAAAUCAAAUCCUCCACCAAACCCUACAGCAAAGCCUACAUCAACACCUAAAUUAAAACCUACUCCAACUCCUAAGCCAACGCUAAAACCACAACUUAAAACUACCUCCAAACCACAAACUACUAAACAAUCAACUUUAAAAUCAAAACCAACAUCGACACCACAAGCACAGCUUACAAUUACCUCCGAACCAAAAACCACUAAACAGUCGACUUUAAAACCAAAUCCAACAACGAAACCACAACCACAACUUAAAACUACCUCCGAACCAAAAACUACUAAACAUUCGACUUUAAAAUCAAAAUCAACAUCGACACCACAACCACAGCUUCAAUCUACCUCCGAACCACUAACUUCUAAACAGUCGACUUUAAAACCAAAUCAACAUCGACACCACAACUUCAGUCUACCUCCGAACCACUAACUACUAAACAUUCGACUAUAAAACCAAAAUCAACAUCUACACCACAACCACAGCUUCAAUCUACCUCCGAACCACUAA